UGAAUUAUAUGGUUCCCAUCUCUAAAAGCAAACAACCAUUCUUUCUCUUCCUUUUAUUUUCAUUUUACCAUUUCAGCCCAUAACUUUUUUCUCUUCACUGUAAUCGCAAAUCUGAGCUGAAUUGCAGUUCAAGUUUGAUCUUUCACGGUGGUUUUUUUCUUUCUUCCUGUGAUUUUCAGUUGGGGACUUUGUGGCUUCUUCAAUCUUCAAGUCAAUCUCCGGUUCCAAGUGAAUUGAAUUCAGUCGCUCACCGCCCGGAUUUCGUUUUUCCGAUCUUAUUUCUACUUCCGAGUUGGGUUCUUAGUUCUUGUGGACAAUGGCGAAGCGUGGAUAUAAACUACAGGAAUUUGCGGCACACUCAGGGAAUGUCAACUGUCUAAGUAUUGGGAAGAAAGCUUGCCGACUGUUUAUAACUGGUGGAGAUGAUUAUAAAGUCAACCUUUGGGCUAUUGGAAAACCUAAUUCUUUGAUGAGUCUUUGUGGUCAUACUAAUCCAGUUGAAUCAGUAGCUUUUGAUUCAGCCGAAAUUUUGGUGCUUGCUGGAGCCUCAUCUGGUGCAAUAAAGUUGUGGGAUCUUGAAGAGGCUAAAAUGGUUCGCACUCUUUCUGGUCACAGAUCAAACUGCACGGCAGUUGAGUUUCAUCCAUUUGGCGAGUUCUUUGCAUCAGGUUCUAGAGACACUAAUCUAAAAAUCUGGGAUAUCAGAAAGAAAGGUUGCAUUCACACAUACAAGGGGCACACUCAAGGCAUUAGUACUAUCAAGUUCACACCAGAUGGUCGCUGGGUAGUCUCUGGUGGAUUUGAUAGUGCUGUGAAGGUAUGGGAUUUAACUGCUGGAAAGCUGAUGCAUGAUUUCAAGUUCCAUGAAGGACCUAUUCGAUCCAUUGAUUUUCAUCCACUUGAGUUUCUCCUCGCGACAGGGUCGGCGGACAAAACUGUAAAAUUCUGGGAUUUGGAAACCUUUGAACUGAUUGGAUCUACAAGACCUGAGGCUGCUGGAGUACGUGCAAUCACCUUCCAUCCAGAUGGGAGGACCCUGUUUUCUGGUCUGGAUGAAAGUUUGAAGGUAUAUUCAUGGGAGCCUGUCAUUUGUCAUGAUUCUGUUGACAUGGGAUGGUCAACACUUGGUGAUCUUUGCAUUCAUGAGGGGAAACUUUUGAGUUGCUCAUCUUAUCGAAAUUCUGUUGGAGUUUGGGUAGCUGAUGUAGCGCUUAUUGAGCCUUAUGGAGCUAGUUCAGUAUCUGGGCAAAAGGAGCCAAAAGAUUCCAAUUCUGCCUUCAAGAACAGUCUAGCUUCAAAAAGCACUGGAGGUGGUUUGAUGACUUCAAACCUACAAUCUCUGUCUCCUGAUUACGAAACAAAGGAGAUAAAGAAUAUAUACAUAGACACAACUGGUGGAAAGCCUGUUGCACCACAGAAGGCAGAAUCUUUAAGCUCCCCAAAAAUUCUGUUUUCAUUGGAUUCAAAGGAGAUUAGCUAUGAUGCAAGCAAAAAGCAAAGUCCUGCAUCGAGAGUAGAAAUGAAAUCUAAUGAAGUAUCGAAAGACAAACCCCCAGUUGUACCUUGUGAUAGUCCUGAGGUUAAGGACUCACCCAGCUCUGUAAGGGAAUCUAUCACAUUUUCCAAGACAAGGCGUGGAAUGUUGCUCAGGCCAGCUCAUAUAAGAAAGCCAUCCAAUAGUAAAAUGGACUUUGAAAAAUUGUCAGUGUCAGUUGAUUCAAGUAGAAAAACUGAUCUUGAGAGACUACCAGUUGUAGAUUCUGCAAACAUCUGUCAUAUCACCAAUGAUUUGAAUAAUGCUCCAGAACCAAACUUGAAAACAAGUGCUGUAUCUGAAGAAAUACAUAUAGAUUCUCAUAGAACAAAUUCUGAUAUCAUUAGUAUCGAGAAGUUCGAAAAAAUUCCCCCUACGUCCGCUGAGACAACUUCAGAACAAGAUUGCUGCAACAAAUCAGUUGAGAAUACCAAAGGGGCAAACUCUGUUAAAUUUGUAAAUGGAGUUGCAGUUGUUCCUGGAAGGACGCGGACUCUCGUUGAGAGGUUUGAAAGGAGAGAGAAAACUCAUGAUGUACAGACAACAGUUUCACCAUCUUAUGUCCUUGAACCAGAGAGGUUUGAAAAGAGAGAAAAAACUAAUGAUGUACAGACAACAAUUUCACCAUCGUAUGUCCUUGAACCAGAGAGGUUUGAAAAGAGAGAAAAAACUAAUGAUGUACCGACAACAAUUUCACCAUCGUAUGUCCUUGAACCAGAGAGGUUUGAAAAGAGAGAAAAAACUAAUGAUGUACCGACAACAAUUUCACCAUCUUACGUCCUUGAACCAGAGAAGACAAAAGAACAAACUAAUAGCUUUGAAAUACAGGUGGCCACACCUCAGAUCCUUGAAACUGAGAAGACACGUAAACAAACUAAUGACUAUAGAAUGCAGGCGGUUACUAUACCUUCUCAUGUCUCUGAAACUGAGAAGACACGUGAACGAACUAAUAAAUAUGAAGUACAGGCAGUGGCUAUUCCUUCCCACGUCUCUGAAACUGAAAAGGCAAGAGAACAAACUAACAACUAUGAAGUACGAGUAAUGGUUAGUCCUCGUACCCCUGAAACUAAGAGGAUGGCUUCUAACUGUGAAGCAAAACCAAGAAAUAACUAUGAAGUAAAAACAAGAAAUAACUAUGAAGCAAAAUCAACUAUUAGACCUUCUCUUGUCCCUGAAACAGAUCGAAGUGACAAUUUACAGAAAGGAGAGCCUCAAAUUUCUGGAAGAGAUUCUACCUCUGCAAAUGACAGGGAUGUCAUUGAAGACAUAAUGCAAUCUCAUGAUGUAUUCUUAAGUACCCUCCGAUCCCGCUUGACAAAAUUGCAGGUGGUGCGACACUUUUGGGAGCGGAAUGACAUGAAAGGUGCCAUUAAUGCCAUGACAAAACUUCCAGAUCAUUCGGUGCAAGCAGAUGUGAUCAGCGUUCUCAUUGAGAAGAUGGAUGUCUUGACUCUGGAUUUAUUCUCGUGCCUACUCCCUGUACUUGUGGGUUUAUUGGAUAGCAAGAUAGAAAGGCAUGCCAGUUUGUCAAUGGAGAUUCUAUUGAAGCUUGUAGCAGUUUUUGGUCAUGUUAUAAGCUCAGCAGUAUCAGCACCUCCAGUAGUUGGCGUUGACCUUCAUGCAGAGCAGAGGGUACAAUGCUGCAAGCAAUGCUUUACCCAACUGCAGAAGAUUCAAAAAAUCAUUCCAUCAUUUGUAAGGAGAGGUGGUUCACUAGCGAGAAGUGCUCAGGAAUUGAAUCUAGUACUUCAACAAUGUUAAGUUUGGUUCACUAUGCCACAGAUAAGUAGGUAGGCUGACACCCCUAAUAGAAAGAAUGGGGAGAUGCAACACCUUUUCAAGUUGAAGCCACAAGUCAUCCCACAGUUUAGAGUGGGUGCUUGCUUCCAGUUCCAGUUUCGUCAGUUGUAAAGUGAUAUGUUGAGAUUCAUGGAGGGGAAUCAGAAGGGUUAUCGACAUAAAACCUUAGAGGACGAAUGCGAAAUCGGCAUGUCGGAGUCUUUAGACGGAGCAUAGGAAGCCCUCCUCAUUUUGAUUCUUCAUAUUCCGGGUAUUGUCUGUAUCCUCUGAUCAACAAUUUGUAAUUAUGUGCCAAUUCAUACUAUACAUGUAAUGCGUGGAGACAUUCAAUGCAAAUAUAUGAGUAGAGUGAAAUCCGUUUGUUUCUAUUUGAUAGAAUCUAAUGUUGCUGAUAGGCCUUUCUGUGUAAGUAAAAGUUCCAUUUACAUGUUCACGUUUAAAAAUAACCACCAUUAUGGUUGUAGCAUUAUUAGUGGCACAAA
This is a messenger RNA of Benincasa hispida (wax gourd), 3816 nucleotides long. RefSeq names its product Transducin/WD40 repeat-like superfamily protein (gene DWA3). The record is from RefSeq and is a predicted model, not a curated record. Gene Ontology annotation, cellular component: katanin complex. Lineage: Eukaryota; Viridiplantae; Streptophyta; Magnoliopsida; Cucurbitales; Cucurbitaceae. Gene Ontology annotation, biological process: microtubule severing; microtubule depolymerization. Gene Ontology annotation, molecular function: microtubule binding.